Messenger RNA from Gossypium raimondii (Peruvian cotton), 2502 nucleotides. Its product is annotated as pentatricopeptide repeat-containing protein At1g56690, mitochondrial. Bases 265 to 2376 code for a protein of 703 amino acids. The record is from RefSeq and is a predicted model, not a curated record. Lineage: Eukaryota; Viridiplantae; Streptophyta; Magnoliopsida; Malvales; Malvaceae. Gene Ontology annotation, molecular function: protein binding; zinc ion binding. The transcript has a single exon.
ACGGGAGAGGAGAGAGACUUCAAAUGAUGCGGUUAGGUUUCCUUUUAAACUUUAGGAACGCCGGGCGACACUGUUAGAUAUAGAAUAUGUUUUUUGGGUCUGAAUCUGUGUGACUGAAGUUUAACUAUCAAGCUAAAUUUACUAAUCGCCUCUGCCAAUGCAAACGUAGCACCUUCCAGUCGUGAUUUGUUUUAUAAUUUCUGUGCCAAAAAGCUUUAAUUUAAUUUCAGCAUCUGGAAAAAGCCAAAGCUUUCUUACUCAUCUAUGCGGUUUCUCUUAAACACAUGUAGAGCGUAUUCUACUAGUUUUCCGGUCGUAACCAGAUAUCGGAUAGCCCAACUUGGUCGUGUGGGUCAAAUCGAGAAUGCCCGUCAAGUGUUCGAUGAAUUACCCAACAAAACAGUCGAUUCCUGGAACUCUAUCAUUGCUGGCUACUUUCAGAACAACCAACCUGAUGAGGCCCUGCUUCUAUUCAACAAAAUGCCGGAGAAAAACAUCGUUUCUUGGAAUGGUUUAAUUUCUGGGUAUAUAAAAAAUGGAAUGGUUACUGAAGCUAGGGAAGUGUUUGAUAAAAUGCCGGAACGCAAUGUAGUUUCAUGGACUGCCAUGAUUCGGGGGCAUGUUCAAGAGGGUAUGAUGGGGGAGGCAGUGUCCCUGUUUUGGUUAAUGCCCGAAAAGAACGUGGUUUCAUGGACAGUGAUGUUAGGUGGACUCAUUCACGAAGGUCGGAUUGAUGAGGCGCGUAGGUUGUUUGAUAUGAUGCCGGAAAAGGAUGUGGUUGCUAGGACUAAUAUGAUAGCGGGAUAUUGUAAAGAAGGACGUUUGAGUGACGCGAGAGAGAUUUUUGAUGAGAUGCCAUGGAGAAACGUGGUAGCUUGGACUACUAUGAUUACGGGUUAUGUGCAGAAUAAUCGUGUGGAUGUUGCUAGGAAGCUUUUUGAAGUGAUGCCUGUGAAGAAUGAGGUGUCAUGGACAGCUAUGUUGAUGGGUUAUACACAGUGUGGAAGGAUAGAAGCAGCUUUGGAACUUUUCGAGGCAAUGCCUGUGAAAUCAGUCGUCACAGGCAAUGCGUUGAUUCUUGGGUUCGGCCAAAAUGGAGAAGUGGCAAAAGCAAGGAGGGUAUUUAAUCAAAUGAAGGUUAAGGAUGAUGCGACAUGGAGUGCAAUGAUUAAGGUUUAUGAGAGGAAAGGAUUUGAACUGAAAGCACUUGAUUUGUUCAUAUUGAUGCAAAAAGAGGGCAUUAGGCCGAAAUUUCCAUCUUUGAUUACUAUUCUUUCUGUUUGUGCCAGUUUGGCAAGUCUGGAUCAUGGUAGGCAGGUUCAUGCCCAGUUGGUGAGGUCUCGGUUUGAUGAAGCUGUAUAUGUUUCCUCUGUUUUGCUUACAAUGUAUAUUAAAUGUGGCGAUCUUCCUAAAGCAAAGUUAGUUUUUGAUAAGUUUUCUUCAAAGGAUAUUGUUAUGUGGAAUUCUAUGAUCAGUGGUUAUGCCCAGCAUGGUUUAGGUGAGGAGGCCUUGGAGAUUUUCCAAUCAAUGUUCUCCACAGGAAUGGUACCAGAUGAUGUUACCUUUGUUGGAGUUCUCACGGCUUGUAGUUACACGGGCAAGGUUAAAGAAGGGCUAGAUAUCUUUGAGUCGAUGAAAUCCAAAUAUAUGGUGGAGCCAAAAACUGAGCAUCAUGCAUGCAUGGUGGAUUUGCUUGGUAGAGCAGGCAAGAUAAAUGAGGCAGUGAAUAUAAUUGAAAAAAUGCCCAUGGAGGCAGAUGCUGCUGUUUGGGGUUCUCUGUUAGGGGCCUGUAGAACACAUGCAAAGUUGGAUCUAGCUGAAGUUGCAGCAAAGAAGCUUCUAGUGAUUGAACCUGAAAAUGCAGGCCCCUACAUCCUGUUGUCAAAUAUAUAUGCAUCACAAGGUAAAUGGAAUGACGUGGCAGAGCUGAGAAAAAAUAUGAGGGCAAGAAGUGUGAAGAAAUCACCUGGUUCUAGCUGGAUUGAGGUUGAGAAAAUAGUACAUAUGUUCACAACAGGUGAUAUCAGGGCACAUCCAGAGCAUUCAAUGAUCAUGAAGAUGCUGGAAAACUUAGACGUGUUGUUGCGAGAAGCUGGGUAUAAUCCUGAUGGAAAUUUUGUGUUGCAUGAUGUGGAUGAGGAAGAAAAAUUGUAUAGCUUGAGGUACCACAGCGAGAAAUUGGCUGUGGCAUACGGGUUGUUGAAGGUUCCUAAGGAGAUACCUAUUCGUGUCAUGAAAAAUCUUCGUGUUUGUGGAGAUUGCCACACUGCAAUCAAAUUAAUAGCAAAAGUAACUGAGAGAGAGAUCAUUUUGAGAGAUGCUAAUAGAUUCCAUCAUUUUAAGGAUGACAUCUGUUCUUGCAGGGACUAUUGGUAAUAGAAUAGCUUAUAUGACAUUGGUACCAUAAUGGUCAGGAUUUCUAGCGGGAGCCUUAUGCAGAUGAUGUUGGCUCCUAACAGUGAACCGCAAUCUUGAAUGGGAUAACACCUGAACUUGUUUUUA